This is a messenger RNA of Ilex paraguariensis (yerba mate), 3129 nucleotides long. The record is from the annotation of a GenBank genome assembly. NCBI's taxonomy places the organism in Eukaryota, Viridiplantae, Streptophyta, Magnoliopsida, Aquifoliales, Aquifoliaceae.
AUGGAGCAGAGUAGCGACAAUCGAGGAAGUGGCGGCUCUGGCCGUGGUCAUUGCGGCACCAGAAGUAAUCGUGGUGGCGGUGGCGGCAGAGGUGGGAAUUACCCACGUAACCAGCACCAUCAGCAGGGUCAGUAUCAAAGUGGUGGUGGUGGAAGAGGAGUGGGUAGGGGUCGGGUUCCCACCCAGACCGGUGAUCAGCAACGGGGUAAUAGGCCGGGUCAAGGAGGUCAAGGUGGUGGCAAGUACAGGCCACACCAACAGAGUGGUCAGGGUGUGGGGCCUGCAAGGGUGGAAUCAAGUGAAGGGUGUGUGGUUGGUGGACGAGGAGGAGCGGGUGGUGGAAGAGGAGUGUGGACUGCGAGGCCUUCGGGACCCACUUUUGUGCCUGGUCAAUCCCAACCUCAGUCCUUGCCUGCUCCUGUUAUUCCAAAUAUCCAAUCAUUGGAAAUUUCAGAGCAGAAGCCACCAUCAACUCUUCUGGAUGGUAGGGAGAAAAAACUUCCCAUAAAACGGCCUGACAACGGGGGCAAGCUUGCAAUCAGGGAGGUAAGGCUUCUCGUCAACCAUUUUCCUGUCAGUUUCGAUCCAAAGAGGAUGGUAUUCCACUAUGACGUGGAUAUUAAACCAGAUAUGUCUCCACACAAUUGUUCUGCAAAGAAAUCAAUGUCAAAAUCUGUUCUGCGUUUGAUCAAGGACAAACUAUUCUCUGAUGAUCCAACGCGAUUUCCUCUGAACAUGACUACUUAUGAUGGCGAGAAGAACAUUUUCAGUGCAGUGCCAUUGCCCACGGGGAAUUUCAAGGUGGAAUUGUCUCGUGGGGAAGAGAUGAAGAGCCGCUCCUAUAUAUUGACAGUUAAGUUGGUAAACGAGCUGAAGUUUUCCAAGCUAGAGGAUUACUUGAGUGGAAACCUUUUGUGUAUCCCUCGUGAUAUACUACAGGGGAUGGAUUUGGUAAUGAAGGAGAAUCCGUGUAGGCAUAGGAUCUCUGUUGGGCGAAGCUUUUAUUCCAAAGAGUUCAGGGAGCAAGAUGACCUCUGGUGGGGCGUUGCAGCGUUUAGAGGCUUUCAACAUAGCCUAAAGCUCACCUCCCAGGGUACAGUCUUAUGUUUGGACUCUUCAGUUAUGGCAUUGCGUAAACGAUUGCCGGUCAUAGAAUUCCUUAUGGAGCAUUUUGAUGUAAGUGAUGUCAGAAAGUUGAAAAGAGGAAUGAUGACAAGUGCAUUAAAAGGAUUGAAAGUUAAUGUAACUCACCGCAACACCACACAGAAGUUUAUUAUAGCAGGGUUAAGCAGUCAAAAUACAGGAGAUCUUAAAUUCCCUCUUGAAGAUCCAGAGGGGAAGCAUCCACCAAGGGAAAUUAGCCUUAUCGAAUAUUUCAGGGAGAAAUAUAGGACAGAAAUUAUGUACAAGGAUGUUCCCUGUCUAGACUUGGGGAGAGGUGAUCGAAAAAAUUAUGUGCCUAUGGAAUUUUGUACUUUGGUGGAGGGGCAAAGGUAUCCGAAGGAAGACUUGGAUAGAGACACAGACUGGUUAUUGAAGAAAAAAUCAAUGCCUCGACCGAAGGAAAGGAAAAACAUUAUCUGUGAGAUGGUGCAGGCUGAAGAUGGACCUUGUGGAGAUGUAGCUCAAAAUUUUGGAAUUGUAGUUGACACUGCCAUGACAAGAGGACUUGGUCGUGUUAUUGAACCACCUACUUUAAAAGUUGGCAAUGGGAAUAUGAUAAGAGUUGACAGGGAGAAAUGUCAAUAUAACCUCGUUGGUAAAUCUGUGGUGGAAGGCAAGCCAGUCGAGCGAUGGGCCUUGAUAGAUUUCAGUUCGUUUGAUCGUUAUAAUAAGCUGAAUUCUGGUGUUUUCAUUCAGAAUCUGAGAAAUAGAUGCAGAAGUCUAGGCAUCCGCAUGGAGGAACCUGUUGUGCGCCGUUCCACAGACAUGCAUGAAUUCUCUGGUGUCAAUGCAAUUCAAGAACUUCUUGCAAGUGUGGUUAAGGAGGCUAAUGGGAAAUGUAAGGGUCCGUUACAAAUUAUUGUUUGUGUGAUGACCGUGAAGCAUCCUGGAAAAAAGGAUCUUAAAUGGGUCUCUGAGAUUCAGAUUGGGGUAUUGACUCAAUGUUGCUUGUCCAGUACUGCCAACAACAAAGGGGAUGAUCAGUAUUAUGCUAACGUUGCUCUCAAGAUUAAUGCCAAAGUUGGGGGUAGUAAUGUUGAACUAAUUGAACGACUCCCCUGUUUUGAGAGUGAAGAACAUGUUAUGCUUGUGGGGGCUGAUGUCAAUCACCCUGGUGCGUGGAAUGCAACAUGUCCAUCAAUCGCCGCGGUUGUUGCGACAAUGAAUCCAGCUGCCAAUCGUUAUGCCGCAAGGAUUUGUCCCCAGGAGCACCGAAAGGAGAAGAUUCUGAAUUUUGGGUCCAUGUGUUUGGAUCUAAUCAACACCUAUGAUCGGCUUAACAAAACCAAGCCAAAAAAAAUUCUGAUAUUUCGAGAUGGGGUAAGUGAAGGCCAAUUUGAAAUGGUUCUUAACGAAGAAUUACUUGAUAUAAAGAAGGCUAUAUGCACUGAAGAUUACCACCCAACAAUCACUCUUGUUACUGUCCAGAAGCGACACCCGACUCGACUGUUUCUUGAGAAUGAGAGGGAUGGGGGUGCAUCUGGUAACGUGCCUCCAGGAACAGUUAUAGAUACAACAAUUUGUCAUCCUUUUCUAUUUGAUUUCUAUCUUUGCAGCCAUUAUGCAAUCCUCGGGACAAGCAAGCCGACGCACUACUGUGUCCUCUGGGAUGAGCAUAAAUUUACGUCUGACCAAUUACAGAAGCUCACAUAUCACUUGUGCUUCACCUUUGCACGAUGCACCAAGCCUGUCUCGCUUGUCCCUCCAGUUUACUAUGCUGGCCUUGUUGCGUUCAGGGGACGUGAAUAUCAAGAGGUGGCAGUGGAGUUGCAGUCUCAUGCUUCAGCCGCAUCUUCAUCCUCUGGUUCACCAUCAUCAUCUUCGACUUCAGCUGCUUCAUUUGAUGAGAGGUUCUACAAACUUCACCCAGACCUCGAGAACGAGAUGUUUUUCAUUUGAGCGGCCAAACAUGGUCGUCUAAAUUUCCUUCACCGUUGAGCUAUUCUCUAUAUCGUUCGCUGCUGG